GGUAUUAAACCAUAAAGUUAGUUCAAAAUGAGUUCUUUCCCGGGUCGCAUGAAGGAGUAUCCCACCAUAUCGCUGGACCGUUUUGAUAAGGAGAAUUUACAUGCCCGGGCUUAUUUUCUAUCUCACUGCCAUAAAGAUCACAUGAAAGGGCUGAAGGGGCCCCUAUUGAAAAGGAAGUUGAAAUUUAGUCGGACGGCCAAACUGUACUGUUCCUUUGUGACCAGGGAGCUUUUGUUGAACAAUCCCAAGUAUGACUUUUGGGACGAUCGCAUUAUUGCAUUAGAACUGGAUAGUCCAACUCAAGUGGCCCUAAUUGAUGAAGCUUCUGGAGAGAGAGAAGACAUUGUGGUGACUCUCCUCCCUGCUGGUCACUGUCCAGGUUCGGUCAUGUUUCUUAUCGAGGGCGCUCAAGGCACUGUGCUGUACACGGGAGACUUCAGACUGGCGGAGGGAGAUGUCUCUCGCAUAGAACUCCUCCACUCAGGAAACAGAGUCAAAGACAUUCAAAGUGUCUAUCUAGAUUCCACAUUCUAUGAUCCACGCUUCUACAAGAUCCCCAGCAGGGAGACCUGUCUGAACGGUAUCCGGAAGCUGGUGAGCGACUGGAUUGGCCGGAGUGCGUACCACAGGGUGUGGCUGAACUGUAAAGCGGCGUACGGAUACGAGUACCUGUUCACCAACCUGGGAGAGGAGUUCAACACUCAGAUUCAUGUGAACAGUCUUGCUAUGUUCAAGAAGAUGCCUGAGAUCCUUACCUAUGUAACGACCGAGCGAGCCACACAGAUACAUGCCUGCAGACAUCCAACGGAUGAGGAUUUCAUACGUGGUAAUCGACUGCCAUGCGGCUCUGUUGCCCCUGACGGCACCCCGCUGCGUAUCAUCAGCAUCAAACCUUCAACCAUGUGGUUUGGGGAACGGAGCCGGAAAACCAACGUCAUAGUCAGGACAGGGGACAGUUCCUACAGGGCCUGCUUCUCUUUCCAUUCAUCCUACUCUGAGAUCAAUGACUUCCUGGCGUAUCUGAACCCGGUCAACAUAUACGCCAGCGUCGUCCCCAUUGGUCGAACCCAUGCUGAGGUCACGGAGAUGUUGAAGCCCAUGUGCAGAGACCAGACCAUCGUCGCGGAGCUCACCUACAGACCUCUGGGGACCCUGAAACGCACGAGAGCUGUCCGACCGUCCCAAGAUGUGGACGAUAACGAUUGGCUGUUUGAUGGGACCGACCUCGUGCCAGUCAGGAAGAAAAGUGUGGCAACAACGCGGGCAGACAAACCCCAGAGCCCCCCCAGCACAGUGCCCCCUGGUGCCCUGGAGGAACACAUGCCUCUCUCCAUCACAGUGCCUCACUCCACAACCAGAAACUACAUAGACUGUACCGAGUCCAACGAUGAAGACGAGGAUGAGGAGUAUGACAAAGAGACUCAGAAGGAGAAAGACAAAGAAGGAACGCUGAUUAAGGAAGAGAAGGAGGAAGAGGAGACCAAGGAGGAAGGAGAAAAAAUAUUGGAGGCUGGAGAAGAAAACAUAAAGGAGCUGGUAUAUGAAUCUAGCCCUUCCCCCCCACGCUGGGAUGAGUUCUUCACUGCAGAGCCACUGACUGACAGUCAGAACAGCCUUACCAGCCAAUCCCAUUCCUGCUGCCCUAUAAGCCCCUCCCACUCAGGCCUCACAGGCUCACAGACCCCAGAGUUGUUUGGUGAAGACAAUGACGGCGAUGAAUCUUCCCAGUCUACAAACCCAUCCAGUCAGACCUCUAUAGGUGAACAUCAAAGCCAAGCUGACACCAUACUCCUUGAAAACAGGAGGUGUAGGGGAGACACAGAUGGCGUGUCAAGGAGACAAGAGAGUGACAGCGACAACCUCCAAUCAGAGCCCAGGGAUCUGACAGAGUCUCAGGCGUCAUCAGACUUUGACAUUCCCUGCACGCCCGAGUCACAGACGCCGUGCCCUGAACAACUAAAGGACCUGUACAAGAAAUUGGCUGCAGGGGAGGAAGUGGUCAUCAGAAAAGGAAGUGAGGUCUUUCAAUGACCCUUGGUUAACUCACAAAAUGCAAUGGCAUAAGCACUGCUGCCUACACGUGUGGGGAAUAAGACAAACCAGGGCAGUUAACAAGUAUGCCCAUCAGAUAUGGGGUUUCUGUUGAACCUAAAUGAAACGGCAAACAUCUGUGCUUUCAGUUGACCUUGGUAACAUGUGACACAGGUGUAUGUAUGUAUACCAUGACGUUGGGGACCUAAUCCUAUGGAAUGAGUUGUCUGGAACAGUCUAAACUACAGAUUACCAGAUGCAGGUGUAUCCUAACCUUCUAACCACACAAGUCCCAAUCUUUCCAGUUCCUCUGCACUAUUUUACCCUGCGCACAGCACCACCAGUCAGGCGUAGCUUAAGGCGGUGCACUUCACAGCACCUGCACUCUUCCUCUGAAUAAGCUGUUUAACCUCAGUACCUCUUUACUACACCCAUAACCUCAACCUCCUUAUGAAACGUUAAGUCGGUCUUGUUAUAAAACUGCAACUUUGUAAAAAAUCUAUUCCAAGAAAUAAAUCUUUAUUUUUCCUGUA
Molecule: messenger RNA, 2564 nt
Organism: Osmerus eperlanus (European smelt)
Lineage: Eukaryota; Metazoa; Chordata; Actinopteri; Osmeriformes; Osmeridae
Gene: dclre1c
Product: DNA cross-link repair 1C, PSO2 homolog (S. cerevisiae)
Exons: 14
Coding region: 28-2031 (667 amino acids)
Biological process (GO): telomere maintenance; double-strand break repair via nonhomologous end joining; interstrand cross-link repair
Molecular function (GO): damaged DNA binding; 5'-3' DNA exonuclease activity
Source: RefSeq, a predicted model, not a curated record